This is a messenger RNA of Impatiens glandulifera, 1884 nucleotides long. Its product is annotated as glucan endo-1,3-beta-glucosidase 8-like. Gene Ontology annotation, cellular component: plasma membrane. The record is from RefSeq and is a predicted model, not a curated record. Gene Ontology annotation, biological process: carbohydrate metabolic process. Bases 247 to 1701 code for a protein of 484 amino acids. Gene Ontology annotation, molecular function: hydrolase activity, hydrolyzing O-glycosyl compounds. The transcript has 2 exons. Lineage: Eukaryota; Viridiplantae; Streptophyta; Magnoliopsida; Ericales; Balsaminaceae.
CUUUAGAUUCUUUUUAAAGAUAAUCUCCUUUCUCUCUAGAUUAUACGCGUUUGCCUAUUUUCCCUUUUCUGAUCUUAUUUCCUUGCACGACAUAUCUACUUCUUCUCACCCAAUUGUGGGUACCAAAAAUUUCUAAAAUUUCGGCCAGGAUUCGCCAGAUUCACACCAGAGCUUAUAUAACAGCAUUGUUUUCUCUUCCUUUCUCCUCGAUUUUACCUGGGUUUGUUUUGAUUUUCAGUGAUUAAGAUGGGGGGUUUUGGGUUUUUAAAGAUAUUAUUGUUAAUGAGUAUGGUUUGGUUGAUUGAUGGAACCCUUGAUGGGCUUGGCGUGAACUGGGGAACUAUGGCGACCCAUAAGCUUCCUCCUAAGACAAUUGUUCAGAUGUUGAAAGAUAAUGGUAUAAACAAGGUGAAGCUGUUUGAUGCUGAUCAGAGUACAAUGAAUGCUUUAGCUGAUUCAGACCUUGAAGUUAUGGUGGCUAUCCCCAAUGAUCAACUUGCUUCUAUGAACAGCUAUGAUCGAGCUAAACAAUGGGUCAGCAAGAAUGUCACUCGUUACCAUUUCACUGGAGGAGUUAACAUCAAAUACGUUGCUGUUGGGAAUGAACCGUUUCUGAAAUCUUAUAACAAUUCAUUCUUGAAUAUUACUUUUCCUGCUCUUCAAAACAUUCAAAAUGCACUUAACGAAGCUGGUUAUGGAGAUCAAAUCAAAGCAACGGUUCCACUUAACGCUGACGUCUAUGAAUCACCGGCUGGUAACGCAGUUCCAUCAGCGGGAAGGUUCAGACCGGAUAUCAGUGGUCUAAUGACACAAAUAGUUCAGUUUCUGAGCCAAAAUGGAGCGCCUUUUACAGUCAACAUUUACCCAUUUUUAAGUCUAUAUGGAAAUGAUAAUUUCCCAGUUGAUUAUGCAUUCUUUGAUGGAACCGCCACUCCUGUUCAAGACACCAAUGGUAUUCUUUACACAAAUGUUUUCGACGCGAAUUUCGACACUUUAGUUUCGGCUCUGAAAUUAGCAGGAUUUGGAGAAUUGCCAAUUUUGGUUGGAGAAGUUGGAUGGCCGACAGAUGGGGAUAAGAAUGCGAACAAGAAUUUGGCUAUGAGAUUUUACAAUGGGCUUUUACCUAGGUUAGCUGCUAAUAAAGGGACACCACUUCGUCCUGGGCAUUUACAAGUUUACUUAUUUGGACUUCUUGAUGAGGAUAUCAAGAGUAUUAUGCCGGGGAAUUUCGAAAGGCAUUGGGGGAUUUUUGGGUAUGACGGGCAGCCGAAAUACAGUUUGGAUCUUUCAGGACAGGGGCAGAAUACAUUUCUGAUCGGUGCCAAGGAUGUGAAGUAUUUACCUGCGAGCUGGUGUGAGUUCAAUCCGAACGCUAAGGAUUUGAGUAAGCUUGCAGAGAAUAUCAAUUUCGCUUGUACAUUUGCGGACUGCACCCCACUUGAAUUUGGUUCUUCUUGUAAUGGUUUGGAUGCAAAUGGGAAUGCGUCGUAUGCGUUUAACGCUUACUAUCAGGGUCAGAAUCAAGGGGAUUUGAGCUGUAAUUUUCAAGGUCUCGCGAGAGUAACGUCGCAGAACUUGUCUACUCCGACAUGUAAUUUCGCUGUUCAGAUCGAUUAUCCUACGUCGAGGACCUCAGGACUCUUUGUUGGAGCUCAUUUGGUUACAUUCUUUGUCCUGCUUCUGCAGAUCUUAUUUUUGUAGAAGUCUUUUAUAUACAUUAUUUAUGGUCAUUGAUUGACAUUUUUCCUUAUUUGAAACAACCACCUUCAAUUCAAUUUUUUCAAUUACAGAUGACAAUCAAAAGCUUAUUAAUAUAAGAAAUCUGAAGCAUUUCUCAUUACAAGCUAUAAAAGUGAACAACUUCAGAUAAAAGUUUAACAGAUA